CUCCGUAAUCCAAAUAGAGAGAGAGAAAGUCCACAGCAAUGUUCUCGAGAAAUUCCUCUAUCCCCCCAAUUUUUUUACUCACUUUCUCGCCUUUAUUCCUAUCCCUCUCUUGCGUGAUCGAUGAAUUAGCCCUGUGUACUGAACGAGUUACCUUCUGCUGGCUAAGAUCUAUAAUAUGGUGGCAUCUUGUGUUUUUUGAUGAUGAACUUUGGAUUUCUUAGCAUUCCAUGGUUUGGUCUCGAUCCCAAAAGGGAUUCGGAGUUGACUCUCGCAUCCACAAGUGCUCUCCUGGAACAGCCUAAACAGAAAGCUGGUUUUGAGAUCAGGCUAUGGGGAUGGACUCUAGUUUCAGUUCCUCCAUGUGCAGUGAAUGGUAAUGAUAAAAAUCGAGCACCAACCACUAUAAAUAAAGGAUUAAAAAGACGUGCACGACAACGUGGGGCUAUUGAGCCUCCCAAUGGAGGUACCUCUAUCCGGUUUAGGCCAUAUGUUUGCAAGGUUCCAUGGCAUACAGGUGCUAGAGCCUUCCUUUCGCAGUUAUUUCCACGAUAUGGGCAUUACUGUGGUCCUAAUUGGUCAAGUGGGAAAGAUGGCGGAUCUCUUGUUUGGGACAGGAGACCAAUUGAUUGGUUAGAUUUUUGUUGCUAUUGUCAUGAUAUUGGUUAUGAUACUCAUGAUCAAGAAAAGCUUCUGAAAGCUGAUUUAGCAUUUCUUGAAUGCUUGGAGAAGCCUCAUAUGAGCACAAAAGGUGAUGUCCGUAUUGCUCAUCUUUACAGGACAAUGUGCACGACAGGUCUUAAAAAUAUACUAAUCCCAUAUAGAAGGCACCUUGUGAAGCUACAAUAUGGGCAACCUCUCAUUGAUUUUGGAUGGCUAAGGAAUGUGAGAAGGAGAAAUUGGAAUUUUCAGAAAACCUGAAAGCAGAUCAUGCAGCCUUGGUGAGCAAGUUAUUCAGGUGGCCCCUGGGCAGUAUGACAGUAGAUGGAUUUUCAAACACUUUCCUCUCCUAUCCUAUAGUUCAUUCAUGUUGAGGUUUUCCUGUGUCUGAACCUUGGAGAACUCAUUAUCACAGUCUUCCUUGGAAAUACUGGAUAUCCUGAUCUUAUCUGUAUUUUAGCCAAAUAUCAUAUGAUGUAAAUAACUUUUGCUGCAUGCUAAUUUCAAACUGUGAAUGUUAUUGACUUUGAUGAUAGCAUAUACCAUCAAUUUGAAUCUGCUCAUUGGCUGAUAAAUAGAGUUUGGAUAUGGCUAUUAAAUUUUCUCA
Molecule: messenger RNA, 1264 nt
Organism: Theobroma cacao (cacao)
Lineage: Eukaryota; Viridiplantae; Streptophyta; Magnoliopsida; Malvales; Malvaceae
Product: Phospholipase A2 family protein
Biological process (GO): phospholipid metabolic process; arachidonate secretion
Molecular function (GO): A2-type glycerophospholipase activity
Source: RefSeq, a predicted model, not a curated record